AUGACGCUCGGGGGUUCAGGAGCCGUGUUGUAUGACGGAUCUCACGCGGCUCCGGACAUAUUAUUAUCAUUGGACUCGGUUCCAUCCUCCGACACACACCAGAUCCGGGCCGAUCCAAGAUGGCGGCCAGAGAGGACUCGCUCAGAAUCCCCCAUUCGCAUAAAUGGCGGGAAGAUCCAUAAACUCUGCAGUGGUAGGGGCGGGGUCUCAGCACGAUAUUCCUCUGUCCCCGCCCUUUCAUGGUGUCACACUUCCUCUGGGACACGUGACUUCCUUUGCACCGCCAUCUUGUCUGUGUGUCUGAUGAGCUCCGCCCUCCUCCCCCGCCUAGCCAUGACCGGAGCUACGGACAGUCGGGUUGCAGUGGGUAGUCGCAUUCAGCAGAACUCUUCCCGUGAUGGGGAAGACCUUUCACCAUCACCCGCGUGUCUUCCUCGGCAUGCGCUAACUCGGUCACCUUAUCACCAUGGAAUGAGUCCGGCUAGAUCUUCAUGGCUUGAGGACCUGAUGGGAGGUGUGAUGGUCCGUGCACCCGCCCCGGUCUAUUGCUGUUACCACGGUGACAUGAAGUCUGGAGGAGGUUCUGUGAAUCCUCCGACCAAUCACCUGAAAGGGAAGAGGCCACGAGAAGACCUAACAGACGCAGACAGCCAUCCUAGGAACGGAGCCAUGAAGAGAUCCUCCAAGAGGGUUCGUAAAAACGUAGAUCAGCAGAGCGCCGACUCGGCCGUCCCGGACCAGAUCCAGGACCAGAUCCAGGACAGUCCGGCCGCACACAGCAGAAACCUGCGAGAGCGCAAGGUGUACUAUUGCCAACACUGUGAAAAAACCUUCAACUACACUUCGGCUUUGGAAGCGCACCUCCGCGUGCACAGCGGGGACAAACCGCACAAGUGCAUUGACUGCAACAAGUCUUUCGGUUACAAGUCUGAGCUGAUCGUACAUCGAAGGAAACACUCCAAGUCCUCCAAGAAUGUGCCCAACGGUGUGCAAGAUGAACCUCCCACCAAAGCUGUGCCUCAAGAGUCCAGCAUGAACGGGACGUCGGGGCCCGGCAACACGAGCGCCGAAAAUGCCCCGAGUCCCAUUUCCCAGACUUCACCCGAAACCCCGAAUUCGCAGGCGAGCACGAGCAGCGGCGGCACGCCCUCCAGCUUCAGUGGCAGCCUCCCGCAACAUGAAAGCGAAAAGCCUCUGAAAUGCAAUUUCUGCGAGAAAAGGUUUAACGACAAGUCCAUUCUGGAAGCCCACCACCGGAUCCAUACCGGGAAGCUGGCCUACCCCUGUUCUUUGUGUGACAUGAGCUUCUCCAAACCCUCGCUGCUGGCCGCUCACAACAACACGCACAGGGAAGGCAAGCCCUUCCAAUGCGACCAGUGCGACAAGAACUUCAACGACCAGUCGCUCCUGGUGGCCCACAAGAGGACCCACACCGGGGAAAAGCCUCACAAGUGCAGCCACUGCAACAAGUGGUUCCCCAACCGCAACAGCCUGGUGGAGCACGAGGAGUGCCACCUGAAACCCAAGCCGUUCAAGUGCCGGCACUGCGAGAAGAGCUUCAACGACAAGGCCCUGCUGGUCACCCACGAGGGGGUGCACACGGACACUAAGCCCUUCAAGUGCACCCAGUGCAGCGAGAGCUUCUUCCUGAAGACGCAGCUGAUGGCUCACCAGUCCAACCACGCCCCCGACAAGCCCUUCCCGUGCCACCAGUGCGAGCGCAGCUUCAACAAGAAAGAGACUCUCUUAGCUCAUAUCCGGGUGCACAACAUGCAGUGUGUGCAGGUGCAGAAAAAGAAGAAUCCGUGAGAACGCAUGUGACCGCAGUCACUUCAUAAAUAACACUUUGCUA
Nanorana parkeri is the source of this 1852-nucleotide messenger RNA. RefSeq names its product zinc finger protein 2-like. Gene Ontology annotation, molecular function: RNA polymerase II cis-regulatory region sequence-specific DNA binding; DNA-binding transcription factor activity. NCBI's taxonomy places the organism in Eukaryota, Metazoa, Chordata, Amphibia, Anura, Dicroglossidae. Gene Ontology annotation, biological process: regulation of transcription by RNA polymerase II. The coding region runs from base 1 to 1809 and encodes 602 amino acids. The transcript has 4 exons. The record is from RefSeq and is a predicted model, not a curated record.